Tribolium madens (black flour beetle) is the source of this 1123-nucleotide messenger RNA. RefSeq names its product methyltransferase-like protein. Gene Ontology annotation, molecular function: tRNA (cytidine-N3)-methyltransferase activity. The record is from RefSeq and is a predicted model, not a curated record. The transcript is spliced from 4 exons. Lineage: Eukaryota; Metazoa; Arthropoda; Insecta; Coleoptera; Tenebrionidae. The coding region runs from base 72 to 1004 and encodes 310 amino acids.
ACAACAUAACCUCAGAAUGUCACAAGACAAGAGGCCCCAAUUCGGCAACAGACACCUCACCGACGACGACAAUGUUUUCCAACACAAUGCGUGGUACGAUUUUUAAACUUCUCUCAUUACGUAACUGCCACACACGUUACCGCAAAAAGCCCAAAUACGGUACUCGCUUCCUAAUCGAUAAAAGCAAAAUCUUUGAUUUUAACGCCUGGGACGAUGUCGAGUGGGACGAGGAACAAGAAAAUCAAGCGAGGGAUAAAGUGAGGAUAAACAGUGAGGUUAAAAUCCCUAAUAGUGUGAUUGAAAAGUACGAAAAUGAGGCCGAUAAGUACUGGGACGCGUUUUACGAUAUCCACACAAAUAGGUUUUUCAAAGACAGGCAUUGGUUGUUUACAGAGUUCCCCGAAUUGGCUGUGAACGAGGGCGAAAGUAGGACGAUUUUUGAAAUUGGUUGUGGGGUUGGAAAUACAAUUUUCCCGAUAUUACAGACCUCAAAAAAUGAUAAUUUGAAAGUUUACGGGGGCGACUUUUCAUCAAAAGCCAUUGAGAUUUUAAAAGAAGCGCCAGAAUUUGACUCAAAACGCUGCAACGUUUUCGUAUUAGAUGCCUCUCAAGACAAGUGGCAAGUGCCUUUUGACGAAAACAGUAUUGACAUAAUUGUGUUAAUUUUCGUUUUAUCGGCUAUAAAUCCAUUAAAAUUUGUUAAUGUGAUCAAAAACAUACACAAUUAUUUGAAACCUGGGGGGUUAGUGUUAUUUAGGGACUAUGGACGCUAUGAUAUGGCACAGUUAAGAUUUAAACCAGGUCGGUCUUUGGGAGAAAAUUUCUACGUACGUGGGGAUGGCACUAGAGUGUAUUUUUUUACCCAAGAUGAAGUACGAAAAUUAUUUGAGGAAUUUGGUUUCAAGGAGGAGGAGAAUCGGGCCGAUAGACGUUUACAAGUGAACAGAGGUCGAUUGUUGAAAAUGUACAGAGUUUGGAUUCAGGCAAAGUACAGAAAAACUUAAAUUGACAAAUAUAUUAAUUUUUGUAAAUUUUUAAAAAUUACAUAAUUACAUUAUGUCUAUAGAUUAAAUAUAAGGAAUCCUUUUGUAAUAAUUGAUAAAAUAAAAAAACCUACAUGAAA